AUGGACGUAGCCCGUCUCCAGCUCAGCGAGCGUUUUCACUCGGACUUUCCUGUCCUGCGCUUGCACUCUGACAGAGGUGGUGAGUUCUCCUCCGACCUCUUGGCAGCCUACUGUGCUGAGCACGACAUUGAGAAGUCUUUCACGCUUCCGGCCUCUCCACAGCAAAAUGGGGUUGCGGAGCGCCGCAUUGGCCUGGUCAUGGAGGUCGCUCGUACCUCCUUGAUCCAUGCGACUGCCCCCCACUUUCUGUGGCCGUUUGCGGUCCGGUACGCUGCGCACCAGCUCAACCUCUGGCCCCGUGUCUCCUUGCCGGAGACCUCGCCCACGCUGCUGUGGACGGGGGAGGUUGGCGAUGCGUCGCGUUUCCGGGUCUGGGGGUCUCAAGCUUUUGUCCGCGAUUCGUCUUCGGACAAGCUCUCCUCCCGUGCUGUUCCUUGCGUCUUCCUCGGCUUUGUCCCGGACGCGUCUGGUUGGCAGUUUUACCACGCCACCUCGCGCCGAGUCUUGCCCUCCCAGGACGUCACUUUUGACGAGUCCGUCCCGUACUACCGCCUCUUCCCCUACCGCACUGCCCCGCUUCCCCCACCGCCUCUCUUCCUCGCGCCAGGUGCUACUGUUGCAGACCCCCUCCCCCCUCAGGGUGCCGCUCCCUCAGGUGUGUCUCAGGUAGACCCGGUUAAGCCUGUUGAGGUAGCUGUCGACUCUCGUCCUGCUGGGGGUGCUGAGCCUAGGGGUGUGGAGCCUGGGGGUGCUGAGCCUGGGGGUGUGGAGCCUGGGGGUGUGGAGCCUGGGGGUGUGGAGCCUCGUGGUGCUGAGCCGCAGAGUCUCGAGUCUGGGGGUUCUGGGUCUGGAGGUACUGGCCCUAUGCCGCUGGUACUGUAG
This is a messenger RNA of Closterium sp. NIES-65, 882 nucleotides long. The record is from the annotation of a GenBank genome assembly. Lineage: Eukaryota; Viridiplantae; Streptophyta; Zygnematophyceae; Desmidiales; Closteriaceae.